Thermothelomyces thermophilus ATCC 42464 is the source of this 303-nucleotide messenger RNA. RefSeq lists its product as uncharacterized. Lineage: Eukaryota; Fungi; Ascomycota; Sordariomycetes; Sordariales; Chaetomiaceae. The transcript has 4 exons. Bases 1 to 303 code for a protein of 100 amino acids. The record is from RefSeq and is a predicted model, not a curated record.
AUGCCCAAGUUCUCUAUACUAAUAGGCUACCUUUACCCCUACCUAGGCCUUAACACUAAUGCCACCCUUAUUACCUACGUCCUCGGCACUCUAUUACCUGCCUCCUAUACCUGCUUAAGCGCCUCUAUAUGCCCUAUACCUAUGCCGAUCGACUUCGGCCGUUCCCGCGCCUACCGCUCUUCCUUGCCCGUCGAUCGCGCGGCGUACCUAGUCUAUAACCGUAACGACCUUACCCUUACUACUAUAACUAUUAUUUUAAAGGAGGAGGAUAAGGAGGAAAAGGUCGUAAAACUAUCUCUAUAG